Molecule: messenger RNA, 1140 nt
Organism: Scheffersomyces stipitis CBS 6054
Lineage: Eukaryota; Fungi; Ascomycota; Pichiomycetes; Serinales; Debaryomycetaceae
Gene: GAT2.1
Product: GATA-type transcription factor
Exons: 1
Coding region: 1-1140 (379 amino acids)
Biological process (GO): regulation of DNA-templated transcription
Molecular function (GO): sequence-specific DNA binding; zinc ion binding
Source: RefSeq, a predicted model, not a curated record
AUGGCACCCCCUAGCGAAAUUUUGAACAAUGAAAUAAUGGCUGCAAGAAUUCUUGUGAAUGCGAAGUUUGCAAACAAAAAUUUGCAACCGUUGAAUACAACUUUCGUUUCUAUCAAUACCCCAAUGGUUCAGCAGGAGGUUUCUUUGCAAAGAAGUACGGUAAGAUGUCUUCCUCCACCAACUCCGUCACCUACACCACCAUAUACUACCGACCCCAAAGCAUAUACCGCUCCUCAGCUAAACAAAAAUAGAACUUGCUACUAUCACAGCCAAGCUAACUUCCACAUCAUGAAUCCUUAUUGCGCUAACUGUAUUUAUUGUGGUCAUGAAUACAAGAACCAAAUUGUUAGACUUGCUAAUGAAGUGUCUAAUAAUGCUAACAACUACGCCAGCACUUUAUGGAAUUACAAGAGCACUUUGAACAGAAUAGUUGCAGCGAACGCUCAAGAUCUGGCAGAAAGUGAGGAGCUUUAUAACAACUUCAAUAAUUUGUCUUACCAAGUAAAGGGUCAUUUGCUGACAAUUGCAGCUACUUCUUCAUCAAUUACAAAUAUUGAAUCUUCCGUCAACAAGCUCAGAGAAAUUUCUUCGGACAAAGAGUCAAACAAUCCCAUUACUCCUCCAUUAGAAGAACAGACACAAAUUGUAAUACACGAACCUAAUGCACAGAAAGAAAGUGCACAAAUUCAGACAUUUCAUUAUUCUGAACCACAAGAGAACCUUGUACAAAAGAAGCAGAUCGUUCAACUUUCUAUGCCAGUUCCAACACAAUCUCCACAAACUUUACAGACAGAAACCAAAACGAAAGAGUCUUUAAAACCCAAAAAAGGACGCCCAAUCUUACUUAAGAAAAGGGCUAAGGAACCGAGGAAAUCUAAAAUCAAUGUCAAAGUUUCGAAAUGCUCUCAUUGUCAAUCACAUAGCACACCGGAAUGGAGAAGGGGUCCAGGAGGUGUUCGUUCAUUGUGUAACGCUUGUGGGUUGUUCUACUCUAAGCUUGUUAAGAAGUUUGGAACAACAGAUGCAAAUACCAUCUUUCUAUCCAGAAAGGAGUCUGAUAAAUUGAUAGACAGAACUAUUCCCACCACUCUACAGAGUAAUGCUAUCUUACAGAAACAACUACGGCUAAUUCGAAAGUAA